Brassicogethes aeneus is the source of this 2858-nucleotide messenger RNA. The record is from the annotation of a GenBank genome assembly. Lineage: Eukaryota; Metazoa; Arthropoda; Insecta; Coleoptera; Nitidulidae.
GUCAUUGUAAACGUCAAAAUCAUUUAAAAAUCACGUUUCACCCACAUUUUCAUUAAAAAACGCCAUAAAUUCAAGCAUACCAUAAAACGUAACCAAAACGAUUGUUAAUCCUGAUGCCUAGUAUCCUAAAUCCCCUAUAUUUUAGACUGUUAAAAUCCCAGACGAGAUUAUUUGCAAAUUCCAGUGAUUCUAACCUAAUUAGAGUGUUGAAAACAAUGCCGAAAGAGCCGAAACACAUCGCUGACGCGCAAAAACAGAGAAGUAAGAUCAAGGAAAAGUAUAAUAAGUAUGUGCCUGGCAGGGUUACCUUGCAGGUGCUCGGUACAGGGGCCAAAGGAGCUCCUAGGGCCUUGUAUGUGUUCUCCGAUCAAUCCAGGUAUUUAUUUAACUGCGGAGAGGGUACACAAAGACUCGCACAUGAACACAAGAUGAAAUUGGCGAAAUUGGAGCACAUUUUCGUGACGCAACCGGUUUGGAAGAAUAUCGGCGGCUUGCCUGGUACAGCUCUAACAAUACAAGAUGUGGGGGUGCCGCAGAUAACUUUACACGGCCCCAAGGGCUUAGAGGAGAUUUUUGCCGCCACAAAACGCUUUGUGGUCAUCAGAGAUUUAAAAAUUAAAAUGGCAGAAUGUACGGAACAUUCAACUUUCGAAGAUAAUGUUAUGGUGGUGAAAUACGUGCUGCUGGAGAGAAACGAAGAUAUCGUGCAUGACGCGAUAGAUGAGGAGAGUGAAAGUGAUAAUUCUUUGGGUGUGCAAGUGGGAAAUUCCGAAAAAAGUGACGCUGAGACUUCCACGCGAAGGGAGGGUGGUAAUAGGAGGAGGAGGAGAAGGAGUAAUUCGAUGAAUAAGCAAAGAGAAGAGAAUAUUGUAGACGAUACGGAUUAUUAUGCGCAUGAACGUAAGAAAUUUAAGAGUAGAAGUAGGAGUAGGAAUCAGUCCCGACCCCAAAGCCUUGAAAGUGGCCUCAGGAAUCACUCUGCAAACAACAUUUCGCAAAUAAGCGAAGACAUUUUGGCGGAAACGAAAGAAAAAGGCACUUCGAUGUGUUACAUCUGUCGACUGCAGCCCAGACCGGGGGCUCUAAAUCUGGAUAAGUGCGUUAAAAUGGGUGUUCCGCCGGGUCCUCUUUUGGGACGCCUUAAGGCGGGCCAUGAAGUUCUCCUGCCCAAUGGGAACAAGGUUACUACGCAGGACGUGUGCGAACCCGAUGAUCCAGGACCGCUCUUUUUAGUGGUCGACUGUCCCACAGUAGAGUAUCUGGAUUCUAUGGUGGAAAGUGAAGAGUUUAGAAAACAUCAAAAAUUUGCCACUAAAGAUGAAGAUUUAGCCUAUUUGGUUGUACAUUUUACUCCACAAAAUGUUAUGGAUAACCCAAGGUAUAAAGCGUGGAUCGAGGAUUUUUCACCAAGCACUUCACAUUUGGUUUUAAACGAAACCAACACCUGCAUGGGCAGUUUGUCCGUACACAGAAUUCAGCACAAGCUUAACUUACUCGCCGAAGAACUUUUUCCAUUGCUGGGAGACAAUGGAACCUUGACGGUGACGGAACACUCAAAUUUGCACCAAAAUAAAAAACAAAAAUGCGAGCAAAACACCGACACCUCCCCCAGCAAAUCUAUGGAGAAUUUAUCGGUGAAAACGCAUUUGGAGCCUUAUUUGUACGCCAAUACGUUCCUGAAUUUCCACUUGAGGCCCAAGAAAGGCCUCGACAGCACUGCGGAGUUGAAAAUCGUCCCAAACGAGUACAUUGAAGAAACUAUGAGUAUACAAACAUUCCCCGAUGUGUUGCAAAGUUUAAAACAGCAGUGGAAUAACGUUAAGAAGGAUUUAAUAAGUAAAAAUUCCAUGAGGCUGUAUCCAAAAAUAUUAUUUUUGGGUACUGGGUCUUGUAUACCGAAUAAAACGCGUAAUACCAGUGGAAUUUUACUGGAAACUGAAAAAAACAAGUACAUUCUAUUGGACUGCGGUGAAGGAACCUACGGGCAAUUGGUGCGCUUUUAUGGAAAAAACAACUGUGAUCAAGUUUUAGCAAAUAUUAAUGCUAUCUAUGUAUCGCACUUGCAUGCUGAUCAUCAUAUAGGCCUCAUAGGGGUUCUGCAAGGUCGAAAAAGAGCCCUAAACAGUUUAAACAUGAAGAAAGGCCCCUUAUAUUUGUUUGCACCCAAACAAAUAUUAGCUUGGUUACAGUUUUAUGACAGAUUUUUUGAGAAUAUUAGGAACGAGUUUCAUUUGAUUCCUAAUGGAGAUUUGUUGCUAAACGAAAAAAAUCCCGCAACGUUCCACAAAAACGUCAUUGAAGAACUUGACAUGUCCGACAUAAGCACCUGUUUUGUGAAGCAUUGCCCGAAUGCUUUUGGGGUAACUGUAACGCACAAAACUGGUUUUAAAAUUACGUAUUCAGGUGAUACGAUGCCUUCGGAAAACCUUAUAGAAUUAGGACAAAACUCGGACCUCCUAAUUCAUGAGGCAACAAUGGAAGACGAGCUUGCCAACGAGGCGAUAGUGAAAUUGCAUUCGACAACGUCGCAGGCCAUCGACGUGGGUAAAAAAAUGAACGCCAAACACACCCUCUUGACUCACUUCAGCCAAAGAUACGCGAAACUGCCGAGGUUCAACGAAAAUUUCUCUGAGAAUGUUGGAAUUGCUUUUGAUAAUAUGCAGGUGAGGUUGGACGAGUUGCCCCUUGUUCCUCUGUUAUAUCCAGCUUUAAAAUUAAUGUUUGCCGAACAUUACGAGGAAUUGGAGCAUAAGGCUGUGAAAAGACAGUUGAGAAUCGAUCGGGAGAGAGAAGCUUCAGUUGAGAGGAAAAAAGUUAAAGAAAAUUGUAAGAAUCUUGAAUAAAUGGGUUUUAUUUUA